Messenger RNA from Ornithorhynchus anatinus (platypus), 1797 nucleotides. RefSeq names its product histone H4 transcription factor (gene HINFP). The coding region runs from base 58 to 1668 and encodes 536 amino acids. Gene Ontology annotation, molecular function: RNA polymerase II cis-regulatory region sequence-specific DNA binding; DNA-binding transcription factor activity, RNA polymerase II-specific. The record is from RefSeq and is a predicted model, not a curated record. Gene Ontology annotation, biological process: regulation of transcription by RNA polymerase II; anatomical structure development. The transcript is spliced from 10 exons. NCBI's taxonomy places the organism in Eukaryota, Metazoa, Chordata, Mammalia, Monotremata, Ornithorhynchidae.
CCCCCCUCCUCCCCCGCCGCCCGCAGGUGGCCCAGGAGCCCGAGAGUCGGUGAGGCUAUGCCGCCACCCGCCAAAGUCCCCUGCCGGGAGGGGCUGACCUUGCGGUGCGAGUGGGGGUCCUGCGGCUUCGUGGGGGCGACCAUGGAGGAGUUCUGCGAGCACGUCACCCAGCACCUGCGGCAGCACCUGCCGGGCCCGGAGGCGGGCGAGGACGAGGAGGUGGACCCGCUGGCGGAGGAGUUCUCGUGCCUGUGGCAGGAAUGCGGCUUCUGCUCCCCCGACAGCUCGGCCGACCUGAUCCGCCACGUCUACUUCCACUGCUAUCACACCAAGCUGAAGCAGUGGGGGCUGCGGGCCCUGCGGGGCCAGGCCGGCCUCAGCCCCUGCCUCCUGGACUUCCAGAGCCGCAACAUCGUCCCCGACGUCCCGGACCACUUCCUGUGCCUGUGGGAGCACUGCGAGAGCUCCUUCGACAAUCCCGAGUGGUUCUACCGGCACGUGGAGACGCACAGUUUGUGCUGUGAAUACCGGGCAGCGGGCAAGGAGAACCACGUGGUGCUCUGUGGCUGGAAAGACUGCGACUGCACCUUCAAGGGCCGCUGCAAGCUCCGGGAGCACCUCCGCAGUCACACGCAGGAGAAGGUGGUGGCCUGUCCCACGUGCGGGGGCAUGUUCGCCAACAACACCAAAUUCUUCGACCACAUCCGCCGCCAGACCGCGCUGGACCAGCAGCGAUUCCAGUGCUCCCAUUGCUCCAAGAGGUUUGCCACGGAACGGCUACUGCGGGACCACAUGCGCAACCACGUGAACCACUACAAAUGCCCGCUCUGCGACAUGACGUGCCCGCUGCCCUCCUCCCUGCGCAACCACAUCCGCUUCCGCCACAGCGACGACCGGCCCUUCAAGUGUGACUACUGCGACUACAGCUGUAAGAACCUAAUCGACCUGCGCAAACACCUGGACACGCACAGCAAGGAGCCGGCCUACCGCUGCGAAUUCGAGGGCUGCGACUUCAGCGCCCGCUCCCUCUGCUCCAUCAAGUCGCAUCACCGCAAAGUCCACGAGGGUGAUUCGGAGCCCCGGUACAAGUGUCACGUGUGUGAGAAAUGCUUCACCCGCGGCAACAACCUCACCGUCCACCUGCGCAAAAAGCACCAGUUCAAGUGGCCGUCAGGGCACCCGCGCUUCCGGUACAAGGAGCACGAAGACGGCUACAUGCGGCUGCAGCUGGUGCGCUACGAGAGCGUGGAGCUGACGGAGCAGCUGCUCAAAGAGCGGGAGAAGCAAGAGGGAGACGGGGAAGGGCCGGGUCAGGCGCCGGCAGUGGAGGACGAGGAGGAGGAGGAGGAGGCCGGGGCCCCGGGCGAGGGCAGCCCGCAGGACGUCGUCCUCCAGCCCGUGCCCGGGGAGGAGGAGGAGGAGGAGGAGGAGGCGGCCACCGGCGAGGCCAUCCCCGCCCCCCAGGGCCCCCCCAGCCCCGUCAUCCACGUGGUGAACCGGAAGAACGCUCGGGGCGAGAACGAGACGGUCUACUACGUCCUGGCCACGGCCCCCCCGGCCGAGCGGCCCCCGCCGCCGCCCGAGCCGCCCGAGCCCCCCGAGCCCGAGGGCGGCGUCAUGGAGCGGCUGCGGCGCACGGCCGAGGAGCUGGGCAUCCAGAUCGUGUGAGGGGCCGGACCCCGCCGCGGCCCCACCCCGCCGGAGAUUCCGGCCCGCCGGCCCCCCCCGGGCCGCUGCCGGCCCCGCGCCUCUCCCCACGGCCCUUCCCUCUCCGCCCGGCGCCGGUCGUCCGGCCCC